Engraulis encrasicolus (European anchovy) is the source of this 2493-nucleotide messenger RNA. It is a transcript of the gene acadvl, whose product is annotated as acyl-CoA dehydrogenase very long chain. The transcript has 19 exons. Gene Ontology annotation, molecular function: flavin adenine dinucleotide binding; very-long-chain fatty acyl-CoA dehydrogenase activity; fatty-acyl-CoA binding. The record is from RefSeq and is a predicted model, not a curated record. NCBI's taxonomy places the organism in Eukaryota, Metazoa, Chordata, Actinopteri, Clupeiformes, Engraulidae. The coding region runs from base 366 to 2333 and encodes 655 amino acids.
AACAUAGGCUUGUCUAGCCACUAGCCAGCUGCUACAUUGUUUCAACUUGUAGGUAUUAUCCAAAAUGCUGCAAACAUGUUACCGCUGGAUUUAGUGUGACAUCUAGUGGCGGGUAGAUCUCUUAAAAAAAUACUACCACCCAGCAGCAAAGUGACGUAUCUAGGUCAAGUUACACAAGGUAGACACUGCCAUAUUACAACAGUGAAGAGCCCGGGGUGGACAAAGAAUAAACGAGCCUCGCAGCAGCCAACAUCUGUUUUAUACGACGCAAAGGAACUGUAUAGUGUUAGUUAUUUAAGUAAGCUAUAAUAAGUAGCUAGAUCUUUCUGUGAAAGGAGAGUGAUUUUUCUAUUUAACCACUGAAAAUGCUGCUUAGCAAGACUCCUGCUCUGUGCGGAAGUGCCCUCCGUCUGUCCUCCACAACAGCUCGGAUCCAAGCAAAGGGUGGUGUUGCAGCCUUACAAAAUGCUCGUCUCUAUGCUUCCCAGGCCGCAGAGGCCGUGCUGGACAAGACUGAGGUGGGAAGCAGUGCCCCUGCCAAAGCACGCGUGGAGAAGAAGGCUGUGGCAGUGGAGUCCAAGUCCUUUGCUGUGAACAUGUUCAAGGGCCAGAUCAGCACAGCCCAGGUCUUCCCCUUCCCCUCAGUGAUGAAUGAGGAACAAACUCAGUUUCUCCAGGAGCUGGUCCCUCCAGUCAUGAAAUUCUUUGAGGAGGUGAAUGAUCCAGCCAAGAACGACUCUCUAGAGAAGGUAGAGGACCACACCAUGGAGGGUCUGAAGGAGAUGGGAGCUUUUGGCCUGCAGGUGCCUGCCGACCUGGGGGGGCUCGGCCUCACCAACACACAGUACGCCAGGCUGGUGGAGAUUGUGGGCAGCCAUGAUCUGGGAGUUGGCAUCACGCUCGGUGCCCACCAGUCCAUUGGCUUCAAGGGCAUCCUGCUGUUUGGCAACCCGGAGCAGAAGGAGAAGUAUCUGCCCAAGCUGGCAUCAGGAGAGACCAUCGCUGCGUUUUGCCUGACUGAGCCUGCCAGUGGCUCUGAUGCUGCCUCCAUCAAGACCACAGCUGUUCAGUCCGAGUGCGGCACAUACUUUACCCUCAACGGAGGCAAGAUCUGGAUCAGCAACGGAGGUCUGGCAGAGAUCUUCACGGUCUUCGCCAAGACCCCAAUGAAGGACCCGAAGACAGGAGAGAUGAAGGACAAGAUCACCGCCUUCGUCGUGGAGAGGAGCUUCGGAGGAGUCACACACGGUCCACCAGAGAAGAAGAUGGGCAUCAAAGCGUCCAACACGGCAGAGGUCUACUUUGAGAACGUGCGCGUGCCGGCCGACUGUGUCCUGGGGGAGGUGGGCGGCGGCUUCAAGGUGGCCAUGAACAUCCUCAACAACGGCCGCUUCGGCAUGGCCGCCGCCCUCUCCGGAACCAUGAAGGGCGUCAUGACCAAGGCUGUGGACCAUGCGGCCAACAGGACCCAGUUUGGCAGUAAGAUCCACACGUACGGUGCCAUCCAGGAGAAGAUGGCCCAGAUGGCCAUGCUCCACUACGUGACCGAGUCCAUGGCCUACAUGAUCAGCGGCAACAUGGACAGCGGCGCCGCAGAGUUCCAGAUCGAGGCCGCCAUCAGCAAGAUCUUCGCCUCUGAAGCAGCAUGGACGGUGACAGACGAAUGCAUUCAGAUCAUGGGAGGAAUGGGCUUCAUGAAGGACACGGGUGUGGAGAGGGUGAUGAGGGAUCUGAGGAUCUUCAGGAUUUUUGAGGGCACCAAUGACAUCCUCAGGCUCUUUGUGGCUCUCAACGGCUUCCAGAAUGCCGGCAACCAUCUGAAGGGACUGCAGAAGGCUCUGAAGAACCCUCUGGGCAACGCUGGCCUGCUCGUCUCAGAGGUCAGCAAGAGAGCCAAGAGAAAAGCCGGCAUGAGCACUGGCCUCACACUCCAGGGCACCGUGCACCCAGAUCUGGCCUCCAGUGGUGACCUGGCUGUGAAGGCUGUGGAGGAGUUUGGAGUGACCGUGGAGGACCUGCUGCUCAAGCAUGGGAAGAAGAUCAUCAAUGAGCAGUUUGUACUGAAGAGGGUGGCUGACUCUGCCAUUGACCUGUACGCUAUGGUGGUGGUUCUGUCCAGAGCUUCUCGUUCCCUGAGCCAGCAGAUGCCGUCUGCCCAGCAUGAGAAGAUGUUGUGCGAGACCUGGUGCACCGAGGCCCACGCCAGGAUCAUGCAGAACCUGCGGCACCUGAAGUCCAGCACCAGCCGGCGGACCUUCAAGAACAUGCGGGAGAUCUCGGCCGCCGUGGUGGAGAACGGCGGCAUCGUGGCCCCUCAUCCCCUGGGCUUCUAGUGGCCUUCCACCAGGGGGCGCCACUGGUCACAACCAUAUCGUCACAACAACGCAACGCAAUGCCACGUGAACAAAAACAGACCACCAAGUCUCUCCACCACCUUUUGAUUGACUGUUAUUAAAAAAACAAAAGCUGCCGUCGGCAAGUCUUCCAACUCUG